CAAGUGCCGCCGCUGCCGGCCGCCCCUGCCCACUAGCCGGGGACCAACAGCGCCACAGCGAGCGAGCGAGGAGGGGGAGAGAGGGAGUCUGUCUGCAAAGUGCUGCUCCCUGGUGCUCAGAGGCGGCUGCUCCAGCUCCAACUCUCAUUCAUUUUGCCGGUUAACAUGAGAGAUCAUGGCCGCCUUCGGGCUUCUCAGCUAUGAGCAGAGACCGCUGAAACGCCCCCGGCUCGGGCCGCCCGACGUCUACCCGCAGGACCCCAAGCAGAAGGAGGAUGAACUUACUGCUGUUAAUGUAAAGCAAGGCUUCAAUAAUCAGCCAGCCUUUACUGGGGAUGAACAUGGCUCUGCUAGAAAUAUUGUAAUUAACCCAUCAAAGAUUGGAGCUUAUUUUAGCAGCAUAUUAGCUGAGAAACUAAAGCUUAACACUUUCCAGGACACCGGAAAGAAGAAACCACAAGUUAAUGCUAAAGAUAAUUAUUGGCUGGUUACUGCUCGAUCCCAGAGUGCGAUUCAUAGUUGGUUCUCUGACUUAGCGGGAAAUAAACCACUUGCUAUUUUGGCAAAAAAGGAGCUGCCUCUGGCCAAGUCAGGUGUCCCUCAGGUUCCCAUCCUUAGUAAAAAAGAAGAUGUUUUUGCAUAUUUAGCUAAGUAUUCAGUGCCAAUGGUUCGAGCAACGUGGCUGAUCAAGAUGACUUGUGCCUAUUAUUCUGCUAUUUCUGAAGCGAAAAUUAAGAAACGUCAGGCUACUGAUCCCAAUUUGGAGUGGACACAAAUAUCUACCAGGUAUCUUCGAGAGCAGUUGGCCAAGAUUUCCGACUUUUACCACUUGGCUUCCAGUGCGGGAGAUGGCCCGGUCCCCGUGCCACCUGAUGUGGAGCAGGCAAUGAGGCAGUGGGAGUACAAUGAAAAGCUGGCAUUCCACAUGUUCCAGGAAGGAAUGCUAGAAAAACACGAAUAUUUGACAUGGAUCCUGGAUGUGUUAGAAAAGAUCAGACCAAUGGACGAUGAUCUUCUGAAACUCUUACUGCCACUGAUGCUGCAGUAUUCAGAUGAGUUUGUGCAGUCGGCCUACCUGUCCCGUCGUCUCGCCUACUUCUGUGCCCGGCGUCUUGCGUUGCUGCUGAGCGAUAGCCCCAGCCUCGCUGCCGCCCACUCGCCCCACGUGCUGCCGGGACCACACGGCGCGAGCAUCGGGGCCCCCAGCCCUGGCCCCCCCGGCCCCGGCAUGAGCCCCGUGCAGCUGGCCUUCUCUGACUUUCUCUCCUGUGCGCAGCAUGGCCCCCUGGUUUAUGGACUUAGCUGUAUGUUGCAGACUGUUACUCUCUGUUGCCCAAGUGCCUUGGUGUGGAAUUACUCCACAAACGACAGUAAGAGCGCAAACCCCGGCUCGCCCCUGGACCUGCUGCAGGUGGCCCCCUCCAGCCUCCCCAUGCCGGGUGGGAACACGGCUUUCAACCAGCAGGUUCGGGCAAGGAUUUAUGAGGUAGAACAGCAGAUAAAACAAAGAGGCCGUGCAGUGGAAGUUCGGUGGUCUUUUGACAAGUGCCAAGAGUCAACAGCAGGAGUGACCAUUAGUCGGGUUUUGCACACGUUGGAGGUGUUGGAUCGACACUGUUUUGACCGAACUGAUUCCAGCAAUUCAAUGGAGACACUUUAUCAUAAGAUUUUCUGGGCAAACCAAAACAAAGAUAACCAAGAGGUUGCCCCCAACGAUGAAGCUGUGGUGACACUUUUGUGCGAAUGGGCUGUGAGCUGUAAACGGUCAGGCAAGCACAGGGCGAUGGCUGUGGCAAAACUCUUGGAGAAGAGACAAGCGGAAAUCGAGGCAGAGAGAUGUGGUGAAUCAGAGGUCUUAGAUGAGAAGGAGUCCAUUUCUUCAGCCUCUCUUGCUGGAUCUAGUUUGCCUGUUUUCCAGAAUGUUCUGCUAAGGUUUUUAGAUACACAGGCCCCCUCAUUGUCGGAUCCAAACAGUGAAUGUGAAAAGGUAGAAUUUGUGAACCUGGUGCUGCUCUUCUGUGAGUUCAUCCGGCAUGACGUCUUCUCCCAUGAUGCCUACAUGUGCACCCUCAUCUCUCGAGGAGACCUGUCCGUCACUGCCUCCACUCGGCCCCGGUCCCCAGCAGGAGAAAAUGUAGAUGAGCACUACCCAAAGGACCAUGAUGUGAAAAUGGAGAUUUUUUCUCCCAUGCCUGGAGAGACCUGUGAGAAUGCCAAUCCUUCCUUGGGCAGAAGAAUGUCAGUUCAUGGUGAAAAGCUGCUGAAGAGAGAAAAACCGAGGGAGUUAAUUUUUCCAUCUAAUUAUGACCUCCUACGACACCUGCAGUAUGCAACCCAUUUUCCCAUACCUCUGGAUGAAUCUUCAAGUCAUGAAUGUAACCAGCGCACAAUCCUUCUUUAUGGAGUGGGCAAAGAGCGUGAUGAAGCCAGGCAUCAGCUGAAGAAGAUUACCAAAGAUAUUUUGAAAAUCCUAAAUAAGAAGAGCACCACAGAGACAGGGGUUGGAGAUGAAGGACAGAAAGCCAGGAAGAGCAAACAGGAAGCAUUUCCAACACUGGAGACUGUGUUCACAAAACUUCAGCUCCUUUCAUAUUUUGAUCAACAUCAAGUUACAUCUCAGAUCUCUAACAAUGUACUGGAACAAAUCACAAGCUUUGCAUCAGGAACUUCAUACCACCUCCCAUUGGCGCAUCAUAUUCAGCUCAUCUUUGAUCUCAUGGAGCCAGCACUGAAUAUCAAUGGACUCAUUGACUUCGCAAUACAGCUCCUGAAUGAACUGAGUGUGGUGGAAGCUGAACUGCUCCUGAAAUCCUCCAGCCUGGCAGGAAGUUACACGACAGGACUGUGUGUCUGCAUCGUGGCUGUUCUCAGGCGAUACCACAGUUGUCUGAUCCUGAAUCCCGAUCAGACAGCCCAGGUGUUUGAAGGAUUGUGUGGUGUGGUAAAGCAUGUCGUGAAUCCCUCAGAAUGUUCUUCCCCUGAGAGGUGCAUCUUAGCCUACCUCUAUGACCUCUAUGUGUCAUGUAGCCACCUCAGAAGUAAAUUUGGAGACCUCUUCAGUAGUGCCUGUUCAAAAGUAAAGCAAACCAUAUAUAAUAACGUGAUUCCUGCAAAUUCUAACUUGCGAUGGGAUCCAGACUUCAUGAUGGAUUUUAUUGAGAAUCCCUCAGCCCGUAGCAUCAACUACUCCAUGCUAGGCAAGAUCCUUAGUGACAACGCGGCCAAUCGCUACAGCUUCGUCUGCAACACACUCAUGAAUGUAUGUAUGGGCCACCAGGAUGCUGGAAGGAUUAACGACAUAGCCAAUUUCUCCUCUGAGCUGACGGCCUGCUGCACUGUUCUCAGUUCAGAAUGGCUGGGAGUGCUGAAGGCUCUUUGUUGUUCUUCAAAUCAUGUGUGGGGGUUUAAUGAUGUACUUUGCACUGUAGAUGUGAGUGACCUUUCAUUCCAUGAUUCAUUAGCUACUUUCAUUGCUAUUCUGAUAGCACGACAGUGUUUCUCCCUGGAGGACGUCGUGCAGCACGUCGCACUUCCCUCUCUCCUAGCCGCAGCUUGUGGGGAUGCGGAUGCAGAACCUGGGGCAAGGAUGACAUGCCGACUCCUGCUUCAUCUCUUCCGAGCUCCGCAGGCCUGCCUAUUACCUCAAGCAACCGGCAAACCUUUCCCCGGAAUAAGGUCGUCCUGUGAUAGACACCUCUUAGCCGCUGCUCACAACAGCAUUGAAGUUGGAGCCGUGUUUGCUGUCUUAAAAGCAAUUAUGAUGCUUGGAGAUGCCAAAAUUGGCAAUAACAGUGUCAGCUCUUUAAAGAAUGAUGACUUCACCAUGAGGGGUUUACGACGUGAUGGGAAUGCUGAUGAUAUCUGGACUGCCUCACAAAAUUCAAAAUCCUGUGGGAAAAGCAUUUCCAUAGAAACUGCCAAUUUAAGAGAAUAUGCUAGAUAUGUACUGAGGACUAUCUGUCAACAGGAAUGGGUAGGAGAACAUUGCUUAAAAGAACCUGAAAGAUUAUGCACAGACAAAGAACUUAUUUUGGACCCUGUACUCUCAAAUAUGCAAGCACAGAAAUUAUUGCAGCUGAUCUGUUAUCCUCAUGGCAUUAAAGAAUGUACGGAGGGGGACAACCUACAAAGACAGCACAUUAAACGCAUUCUUCAGAAUCUUGAGCAGUGGACAUUGAGGCAGUCCUGGCUGGAACUUCAGUUAAUGAUCAAGCAGUGCCUGAAGGAUCCUGGCUCUGGUUCAGUGGCUGAAAUGAACAACCUGCUGGACAAUAUUGCCAAGGCAACAAUAGAGGUAUUCCAGCAGUCGGCUGACCUGAACAAUAACUCUUCCAAUUCAGGAAUGGGCCUCUUCAACCCAAACGGGAUUGGAAGUACCGAUACGAAUAGCACAAGACAGAAUGGAAUAAAGACAUUUCUAAGUUCCUCUGAACGCAGGGGUGUGUGGCUGGUGGCCCCCCUAAUUGCCAGGCUGCCGACUUCUGUGCAGGGAAGAGUGUUGAAGGCUGCUGGGGAGGAGCUGGAGAAGGGACAGCACUUGGGUUCUUCUUCAAAAAAGGAAAGAGACAGACAAAAACAGAAAAGUAUGUCUCUUUUGAGUCAACAACCAUUCCUCUCACUGGUCCUUACCUGCCUUAAGGGACAAGAUGAACAACGAGAAGGCCUCCUAACAUCUCUGCAGAAUCAAGUUAACCAGAUUUUAAGUAACUGGAGAGAAGAACGAUACCAAGAUGACAUAAAAGCACGACAGAUGAUGCACGAGGCAUUGCAGCUCCGCCUAAAUUUGGUGGGAGGAAUGUUUGACACAGUACAGAGGAGCACCCAGUGGACAACAGACUGGGCCCUUCUCCUCCUUCAGAUCAUUACUUCUGGAACUGUCGACAUGCACACUAACAAUGAAUUAUUCACAACAGUUCUUGACAUGCUGGGUGUUUUAAUCAAUGGAACGUUAGCCUCUGACCUAUCAAAUGCAUCCCCAGGGGGAUCUGAAGAGAACAAACGCGCGUACAUGAACUUAGUAAAGAAACUGAAAAAAGAGCUGGGAGACAAGCGGUCAGAAAGUAUUGACAAAGUUAGACAGUUGCUACCUUUGCCAAAACAGACUUGUGAUGUCAUCACUUGUGAACCUAUGGGCUCCUUGAUUGACACAAAGGGAAACAAAAUUGCUGGAUUCGACUCUAUAGAUAAAAAACAGGGUCUCCAGGUCUCCACGAAGCAGAAGGUGUCCCCAUGGGAUUUGUUUGAGGGUCAGAAGAACCCAGCUCCUCUCUCCUGGGCCUGGUUCGGGACUGUCCGAGUGGACCGGAAGGUGAUCAAGUAUGAGGAGCAGCACCACCUCCUCCUGUAUCACACACACCCCAUGCCCAAGCCCCGAAGUUACUACCUCGAGCCGCUGCCCCUGCCUCCCGAGGAGGAAGAUGAAGAGCCCACCUCUCCCAUUUCUCAGGAACCAGAGAGGAAAUCAGCUGAGCUGUCAGAUCAGGGGAAAACCACAGCGGAUGAAGAGAAGAAGACGAAGGGGAGGAAGCGCAAGACGAAAUCCAGCUCGAGAGUUGAUGAGUAUCCACAGAGCAACAUGUACCGAGUGCCUCCCAAUUACUCACCUAUUUCCUCCCAGAUGAUGCACCACCCACCGUCCACCUUGUGGGGCUACAACCUCAUGGGUCAGCCCCAGCAGCCUGGCUUCUUCCUUCAGAACCAAUCUCUCACUCCAGGUGGCUCCAGAUUGGACCCCGCGGGCUCCUUUGUCCCCACCAAUACCAAGCAAGCUCUGUCCAACAUGCUGCAGCGGCGCUCGGGGGCCAUGAUGCAGCCGCCCUCCCUUCACGCCAUCACGUCGCAGCAGCAGUUGAUACAGAUGAAGCUUCUGCAGCAGCAGCAGCAACAGCGGCUUCUCAGGCAAGCCCAGACGCGACCUUUCCAACAGGGCCAGCCGGGGGACCAGGCUGCUGCUCUCUUUGCUGCUCAAGCACGGCCCUCCCCUCAGCUCCCCCAGUAUCCAGGGCUGCAGCAAGCACAGACCAUGCCCCAGGGCUAUACGAUGUAUGGAACCCAGAUGCCUUUGCAGCAGACCCCUCAGCAGCAGGCUGGCAGCGUGGUCCUGUCUCCUACCUAUAAUUCCAGAACCUAUCCAGCUGCGCAUUCCAACCCGGCGCUAAUGGAAAGACUCAGACAGAUGCAGCAGCCACCGAGUGGCUACGUUCAGCAGCAGGCGUCGCCGUACCUGCAACCCCUGACUGGCUCUCAGAGACUGAAUCAUCAGUCGCUUCAGCAGAGCCCUCUGGUGGGUGGAGGAAUGGAUGCAGUGCUGACUUCGGCACAUCCAAACCUUCCCUCGGUGCCCCUGUCUCAGGACCCGAUGAGGCCCAGACAGCCACAGGUUCGACAGCAGCAGAGGCUUCUCCAGAUGCAGCAGCCCCAGCAGCCCCCCCAGCCUCAGCAGUCCUCACAGCCCCAGAAUCAGACCCUUGGUCUCCAAACGAUGCAGCCCCAGCAGCCUUUGUUUGCCAGGCAAGGCUUGCAGCAGACCCAGCAGCAGCAGCAGACGGCCGCCCUGGUGCGGCAGCUCCAGAAGCAGCUUUCUAGUAACCAGCCACAGCAAGGAGUGACUCCGUACGGGCAUCCUUCACACUUCUGAGUCUGGAAGAGGACAAAGACAUGAAGUUUUUUGUUUGCACUGAAAAAUACAAAAUCACAUUUAAUGCAUUAGUCAUCUUUAGAAAUGUCCCUUUGUUCUUUGGUUUCUUUGACAUUUUCCUUUAUUUCACGCUACAUUUCAUACAAAGGUGUUUAAACAAAAAGUAAAGGAAAAGGUGUGGUUUGGUUUGGUUUCAUUCAACUUGAAAGUAGGUUUAAAAUGUAGAUCAUGUGGGCCUACUCCAGGAAGAGUUUGGUAGCAGACCUUUUGAAAUUGGUGCUUUUACUGAACCUCGUAAUUAUAGAAAGAAUGAAUUAUGGUGGAUUUAAAAUAUUUACGUAUUCAUUAAUGAAGUUUUUUUUUUUUUUGGCAAACUGUGCUGGACCAAACUACUGAUUUGAAAAGCAUGUCAGAUCUUGACAGGAAAGUGACCCAUUUAUUCUGCAUUCACCUUUGGUGGUGUAAUGGACAUUUAUUUGCAUUGCUCUAAUUUGAAAUGUUUGUAACUUCAUAAGCACUUUAUGAACUUUGUUCUUAUUUAUGUAGGAUUUUUCUUUGCUUUUGUUGUGGUCAAAAGGUGCUGAAACAGAUUGUUGCUUAGUACUUAAACUUCUUAGACCAAGAACUGAAACCAAGGUUUCUUCUGUGAGAGCCACCCUAAGGUACGUGGAAGCCUGUUAGAAGUAGCUGUACUAAAUUUGUUUUCAGUGGCGAGAUCAUUGACCAGAGUCUUUGUGAAGGUACAACAUGUAAAUUCUAAAGGCCAGAACGAACCACAGUGAAAUUGUUCCAGUUAUUUGCCAGAUUUGGCAAAAAUGACUCUGUCCAGGUUUGGUUCUCUUGAACCUUAUGCCAACUUGAGAAAAAAAAAAUCUCGCAGCUGGCCUGAGAUUCCACAGUGCUCAAACCUGACAUGGUUUCCAGAGAAUCUGGCCCCCAAGUCCAGAGGGCUCUGGUUUUCAUAAGAGAUGUACUUGCUGUUUAUUUUGUAUGGUAAGUAUUUGCUACUUUGAAUUUAAUUAUUAAUGUUGGUGUCUGUCUUGGUUGUGUAUUGCAUAUACUGUAUUUAUAAAUUGGUGCAAAAAGCACAAGUAAAUUAUACAUCAAAUUUAUUAUAAAGAAAUAGUAACUAUUUUAACUUUGUUCAAGUAUGUGGUAAUUUGCUCCUAUUAGAGUAAAGAAUACAGUAAAUUAUUAUCAGUUUGUGUAACUUAAGAGUAUUCCAUAUAAUAUUUUUUUAGAUUUAGAUGCAUAAAAUUUUGAAUGUGAAAAUUGCAGGGCAUUUUAAAACAUGUGGGGGAUAUUUUCCCAUUUUCUGUGUUAAUUCAUUUUCCUUUUGCCAUAUGAAUUUACAUGUAAUGUAGUCGAGCAUACUGUGAAUAGAUUUGUCUAUAAUGAGCAAACCACGUAGAACUACUUUUUUUUAAAUGUAGCUGGUACUUUAAUAGAUCAUUUCCUUUGCAAAUCAUUAUAAAUAAUUUAUAUCUUCCUAGGUGAGUUACUCAUUACAAAGUUUGACUCAUGCAAAUGACCUCAAAUACAUGUCUGCUUACUUUGCUGUGGCAACAUCCAUGUGAACUGCUUUGUACACUGUGAAACAAUUUCACUCCAGCCCGCUCAUUUCACGUUUACUCUGGGCUGGAAAAGACUUUGCCAAAACAUUAAAGACCACUCUUUUCACCAAGUUAACAUGCUCUAUCUGCUUUUAGAAGAUGAAUCUUGACAUUUCAGCUGGUUUUGUUUAUCAGGUGUUUUUUUCCCCCCUCUUGAGAGUCAGAGUUCAUGAAGUUAAUUUUUCUUUAAAGUAAUAUAUCAUAUAAUGACUGCCUUGGCAAAACAACCGAAAUGUGAAUGUCGUGCCUAGUUGAGUGCGAGUCAUGUUCUGUCCUGAUUGUUGUUUUACUUCUUUUCAAGCAUUACUGGUGUUUAAAAUGCCACUUUUCAGUUUGAACCAUAUAUAUUUGUAGCUCAGUACUGCAAACAGCAGUAAGACUGUUUCAAAAGAAUGAGUGUUAUAAUUGCAUAGCAUUUGUAUGCACUUUAUAUUUUGCAGAAGUUAGUGAAAUUAAUUUAUUAAUCAUUUUGCACAUGAAAGCUGUGGGGCAUACCUUUUUGUUGUUGACAUCUUUUUUUUAGGUGGGAAAGCUAAGAUAUGGUAAGGCCGUAUAAUAUGACCAUUCUACAGAGAGAAACUGGAAUGUUCAACCUAGUCUUAUAUUUCCUCCCACUUAAUCCUCUCUCCUGAAAGGUUGUUUUUUUUUUCCUUUUUUUAGAAUAUGCAUUAAUUUGUCUUGAAAUGAUCAUAAAGGAAAGCCCUAUCCUUUGACAGAACCUGGUAAUUUGCUUGGUGAGAUGGAGAGAAAAUUAUCUGAGGAUAAGUUCCCCUUAAAGACUGAAACAGAAUGGAGUUGGACAUAAGCCCUUAGCUAUACCUGUUUACACUGUAGGCGCCUUCCUAAUAGGGUUACAUUUCCCUUCUUAUUUAUUCCUCUUGGCCUGGAGGUAGAAUGAGAUCACUGUUAGAAUGAGCAUCCUUUGACUGUUUGUGGCCACAGGAUACCAACAUCAGAGAAAGUACGAAUCAAGUCACCUCUUUAGUUGGGGCAAGCUGAAAGUUGGUGUGACGAAAACUCAAUGUAGUUCUUAGUUUUGUAUGCUGAGGUAUCUGAGCAAGACCUAUGGCAUUUUCUUUUCUUCAUUUAUUAAGGCUCCUAUAAUUCUUCUUAAAUAAUAGGCAACUAUUUGAAUAGAUGCUGGAGAAAUUACACGGGGAAAUCCUAGCCUCUAGAGUUAGAAAAGAUGAAUCAUAAUGCCCCUUAAAUUAAUGCAGGUUAAUUUAAGCAUGUAAUAUAAAUAAAUUCAGUGAAAUACAGAAAGCAAUAUUUUGUAUAGCGUUGAUCAAAUUUUAAGUACAGUGAAACUCCAUUAUAGGUAUCCAAUCUAGAUUUUCGCAAACAUUUCCCUGUCACAUGAAAGACUAUCACUUAAUGGAAUAAAUGCUCAUAGAGCAAUGAGUCCUCCUAAGACAUUUUCCUUAUAAAAAGUUCCAUCCAGGGGUGCCCGAGCUAGAUUUUGAAGUUAUAAAGAAGUUUCAUUGUAUUUUAAAAGCUUUUUAAUGGCUUUAUUUGGGAUAGACAUAAUCAACUCCCUAUUCACGUUUUAUGAUGUGCAGGUGUGAAGCUGCUUUUUACAAGUGGAAAAGUCAGCCUGCAUUUAUUUUUAAAUGCAGUUAUUAAAACAUUUUUUGUAUUCUCCAUCAAUGAAAAUUUUCAGUGUGCACAAAA
Molecule: messenger RNA, 9921 nt
Organism: Hippopotamus amphibius kiboko
Lineage: Eukaryota; Metazoa; Chordata; Mammalia; Artiodactyla; Hippopotamidae
Gene: MED12L
Product: mediator complex subunit 12L
Exons: 45
Coding region: 176-6637 (2153 amino acids)
Biological process (GO): regulation of transcription by RNA polymerase II
Cellular component (GO): mediator complex
Molecular function (GO): transcription coactivator activity; beta-catenin binding
Source: RefSeq, a predicted model, not a curated record